AUGACGAGCGCUAGGGGUCUCUUACCGUCGGUGGGAGGGGUCAUCGCGCCCCAUUGGAAAUCUACCGCCCUCCUUAAGCUGGGCAGCCCCCGACUUGAUGUCGACAUUGUUGCACUGCAGGAGACGCGCCUUGCAGAGGCAGCUAGCCUACGCGAGAAAGACUAUACCUUCUAUUGGCAUGGUAAGCCAAAAGAUGAGAGAAGGGAGCAUGGUGUCGGCUUUGCUGUGAAGAAUAGUCUGUUGAAAAUGAUUGAACCUCCAACAAACGGCUCUGAACGUAUUUUCACAAUGAGACUCAACACCACCACUUGCCCUGUGACACUCAUCAGUGUCUACGCGCCAACUCUCAUGGCCUCCUCUGACACAAAAGAUGAGUUUUAUGAAAAUCUCUGUGCCACCCUUCUGAAAGUUCCUCCAAAAGACCAAGUUAUUCUACUUGGCGAUUUCAAUGCCCGUGUUGGUAGUGACUACGAGGCCUGGCCUUCUUGUUUAGGCAAACUCAAUGUUGGCAAAGUUAAUGAAAAUGGUCAGAGACUUCUUGAAUUUUGCACGCGUCUCAAUCUUUGCGUUGCUAACUCAUUCUUUCAGACUAAACCUCAGAAUAAAGUUUCUUGGAGACAUCCACGCAGCAAGCAUUGGCAUCAGCUUGAUCUUGUGCUUGUUCGUAGAUCAAACCUCAAUUCCAUCAAAGUUGUUCGUUCUUAUCACAGUGCUGACUGUGAUACUGAUCAUUUGCUUGUUUGUUGCAAAGUUAAGCUCUCUCCAAAAAAGAUAUUCUUUUCUAAGGCUAAGGGAAAGCCUCGUCUGAACACUGCAAACAUGCAGGAUCCUGUGCUUGUGUCACAAUUUACAAACCUUUUUGAAAAGGAAUAUUCAAUCAUAGAGUCAGAUCAAGCUGAAAAGCGAUGGCAGUCUUUGAAAUCUGCAAUGCACAGCUGUGCACUUGCAACCUUUGGUAGAAAAAAAACCAAGUCUUCUGACUGGUUUGAGACAAAGUCUAAGAUACUUAAUCCUGUUAUUGUGAAAAAGAGGCAAAUGCAGUGCAUGUACAACAAGCACCCCAGUAGAGAAAAUCUGUACAAGCUCCGGUAA
Messenger RNA from Penaeus chinensis, 1092 nucleotides. Its product is annotated as craniofacial development protein 2-like. The coding region runs from base 1 to 1092 and encodes 363 amino acids. The transcript is spliced from 2 exons. Gene Ontology annotation, molecular function: catalytic activity. Gene Ontology annotation, biological process: chromatin remodeling. NCBI's taxonomy places the organism in Eukaryota, Metazoa, Arthropoda, Malacostraca, Decapoda, Penaeidae. The record is from RefSeq and is a predicted model, not a curated record. Gene Ontology annotation, cellular component: nucleus.